CUUCGACUGUUUCGGCCAUCUCUGGGCCGCGAAUCGGCUCUUGCCCCGUCCGAGCCUUCGCCCUCUCUCUCCUCCUCUCCUUCUUCGUCUUCUUCCUCUUCUCGAUCUGCCUCAUCCCUUGGUGCUGAGAGUCUCAGGGAGCAGGAUGAACCAUUGCAAGCCGGAGCAUGAGCCCCUCGAGUACUUCCUGAUGCCGCUUGCCGAUCGCUUGUUGCGGCAUCAGUUCAAUGAGGAAAGGCAGUUGCGAUACAACAUUCAGCAGGUGAACAUGCCUGCGCCCGGGGUUGGUGAUCUGGCGGAAUACUCGUUGCUCUGUGAUCGGCUGACGUAUGCGGGGUUGUACGUGGACGUGACGCAGUUACCUGGGCGGGAGACGACUCGAGUGUUCAUAGAGUUCCGCGCGCUCCAGGUGGCACCUAACUUCGUGCAUAGCGUCGCCACCUUUAUCGGAGACCUGACGAUCUUGCCGCAGCCGAAUCGGGAGCCGAUGCGAAGCUUUGUGAGAGAAUACGCGGUGCAGGCGGCGAGAUCAGUAGGCAGAGUGCAAGGACGGGGAGGAUACCGAUUCACAGCCCACGAAGCGCUGUUACGCAGGGCAGAGGACGGACCAAUUGGCUAUGAGAUGAAAGCCCCGUUCGUCAAAGGAUCCGACGAGACGGGUAUGAAGUGCAAGGCAGUGGUGCGCAACAUCUUGUUCGAUCAAACAGCCUCUAAGCUCUUCUUCAUCUUGGACCAGAUCUGCUCGAAGCCAAUCAGACGCCUUUUGUCGUUUUACGCAUCUAUCUUGGGCGCGCAAGUUGUGGAGGAGGGUAGGUUGAUAAGCACCUGGUGGGCAGGGUCGGACGGGACCGGACCGCAGGUUCUGAGCGCCACGUGCCAAGACCAUAACUGCACUUUGUACAUGGAUCUCGCCAGUGGGAUGGCUCUCUCGAAGUCCGGAUCUCAGCUGAUCGUGUCGGGAUACCAUUCUGCAACUCCGCCGGGAUCUUGGCUUACCACCGUCAAUACCGAGACCGGGGAGAGGAGUUCUGUCCCGGUGCAGCUGGACUUCGCCACCGGGAUCGCUCUCGACCCCGACAUGACCACUCUGUUCGUCGCGACCGGGUUGGUCCCUCCUCCUCGGAUCUUGUCGUCUCCAAUUACCCUCGAUAAGAACGGCGAUCUUCCCACCCAGGGACUCUCCACGCCCUCCCCCCUCUUCAUGUUCGAUCAGUUCCAGGAGUGGGAGACGUCAUCCAUUUACUUUGGACCUCACAGUUUGCCGAGCGAUGGCAGGUGCUUGUACUUCGUCGAUCGCAAGCCCGGCGGUAGCGUCUGGGCACUCAAUCGCUCCUCGAAUGAGGUCAACCUUGUCGCGGGUAGCGGAUUAACCUCCCAGGUCUUGCCGCUAAUAGCAGCUCCUAGUAACCUUAACAGUGGAAACGGUAGCAGUAGUAAUAGCAAGAUAGUGAUGUCCGAUGCUUUGAACGUGUCUUUCGGACAGCUAUACGACCUUGCGGUUACGGAGGAUGGUCUAAACAUCUUCGUCUCGGAUAUCGACACAGGUCUUGUGCGAGAGCUCGUCUUGCUCCUUGGUACGGACGACGGACACGUGUUCCAGCUCAGCAUCAACAGGUCAGCGCUGGAUCCCAGCAAUAACCCUUACGCUUUCGCACUCCCAGGCAGCUCUUCGGCACCCGAUCCCGACAGAUCUUAUGCCUACCCCUCCCUCUCUUCUCCCCUCGCCAGGCCUGGCUUUUCGGACAAGGAUGAAGGCCCGAGAAUCGGUCUCGUUGUCAGUCUAGUUGUCGGUCUCUCCCUCCUUUCUUUGCUCUUGUUUGUCGGGAUCGGGGCGACAGUCUGUCGAGGCCGGCUUCGUCUUCAGAAAUGCUGCCAUAAUGGAGACUCAUCAGUAGCGUGUUACGCAAUCCACGGGGUCCGAGAGUUCGAUUGGAAGACCUUAAGGGCAGCGACAAGCAACUUUGACACUUCUCGACGGAUUGGAAUGGGCGGUGGCGGCAUCGUCUACCGGGGAUUACUGGUGGACAGGGAUCCACCGAGUCUGAGGCAGAUCGCUGUGAAGGUCAUGGACGGCUCGCAGACAAAGGACAAGGAAGAGCAAUUCCUAGCAGAGGUGCAAAUGCUCAGCCGGGUACAUCAUGUCCAUGUGUGUGGCUUGAUUGGCRUCUGCCGACAUGGUAGUAUGUGGUUCUUGGUUUAUCCUUACUUGGAGGGUGGGAGUUUGCACGACCGGCUGCAUCAACGGGUCGAAGAUCGAACAAGAGAAGCACCAGGAGGGGGAGGCACAAGAGAAGUAUCGGAAGGAGGAGGAGCCGUGGCAGCGCCAGACGAAGAGCUAGGAGGGUCCGAAAGUGCGAAAGCAGGAGGGGAAGCGGGAAGAGGGCCUGGAGCAGAGGGAGGAGGGGUCACACAAGAAGGAGAGAAACGAAGUGAAAGAGAAUCAUUCCACGCAGACGAGGAAGACUUACCAACCGACGGAGAAGAAGCAGCCAGGGGAGGAGGCGAAGCGGGGGGUGGAGAUUCUGGAGAAGAGUCAGAUAUCCCAGCGAAAGUCGAAGCAGUAGCAAGGCGACACCUGUCGGCUUUCUCGUGCCUAUGCGGCAAUCAGAAACGGUCAAUGGCCGCCGCAGAAGCAGAAGCAGAAGCAGAAGCAGAAGGCCGGCACAACCCUCUCGCUCCUCCCCUUACCCUGAUAGAGCGUGUUGUGGUUGCCGAACAGAUCUCUAAGGCGCUUCGUUACCUUCAUUUCGGUGCUAACCCACCACUUAUCCAUCGUGAUGUAAAGAGUCGAAACGUGUUGUUGGGAGAGGGAGGUGGUACGGAGCUGAAGGCAUUCUUAGCUGAUUUCGGUCUCGCUAAAGUUAUGGAGGACAGGCAUCGAUCAAGAAGCCACGCUGCAGUCCCGCAAGCAACCCGUCCCGGGACGCGGGGCUACGUUGGUCCCGAGUACGCCAAAGGAGGGAAGCUGACGAGGGAGAUCGACGUGUACUCUUUUGGAGUUGUCCUCUUGGAACUGCUUACUGGCAGAAGCGUGUUAAUUCGUGGUGAGGGGGACAAGAACGUAACCCUAGUGGAGCAGAUGCGCAACCACCUAGCCGAGGUAGAUGCCGUCGAUCUGAAGGACGUUGUGGAUCCUUCCAUUAGAGGGGAAAUGGGUGAUGUUGUAAUGAGGGAAAUCACAAGAGAGAUGUUUGCUGUGGUUGCUGAUUGUGUUAAUCUCGAUGACAAGUUGCGGCCGAGCAGCAAGGAGGUAGCUUCCAAGAUGGAGGAGAUUUUGAAGACGGCCGAAGUAACUCUCAAGGAACCGCGGUUAUACACCGGUCAGCCAUCGACUGCUCAGGAGUUCACAAUGUUUGGUUGUGUUGCCAUGGAUUGGGUGAGGAAAGGUAACGGUGCCAAACGGAUUACCCCUGGUUGGCCGUUAGGUCAUCCGAUCGUUCACAUUGAUGGGGAGUUGGAUAAUCAGCUUACAGUGGUUGCUUGUAGUGCCGAGUAUCACACGCCCCCACUGUGCAGAGGUAACGGUGUGUAACGGCUUUGCCUCGGUUGUCCGUUAGGUCAUCCGUUUACACCCACCCAUCU
Molecule: messenger RNA, 3582 nt
Organism: Chara braunii
Lineage: Eukaryota; Viridiplantae; Streptophyta; Charophyceae; Charales; Characeae
Source: the annotation of a GenBank genome assembly